This is a messenger RNA of Acanthamoeba castellanii str. Neff, 1185 nucleotides long. RefSeq names its product Vtype proton ATPase subunit C, putative. Gene Ontology annotation, cellular component: proton-transporting V-type ATPase, V1 domain. Bases 1 to 1185 code for a protein of 394 amino acids. Gene Ontology annotation, molecular function: proton-transporting ATPase activity, rotational mechanism. The record is from RefSeq and is a predicted model, not a curated record. Gene Ontology annotation, biological process: proton transmembrane transport. NCBI's taxonomy places the organism in Eukaryota, Discosea, Longamoebia, Acanthamoebidae. The transcript has 9 exons.
AUGAAGCCCGUUAACUUCUCGAAGGACGAGACCAAGCAGUUCUGGCUCGUAUCGGUGCCCAAUUCGGAGGUGGGUCCGCAUGGCUUCGAGCAAUUGCGGUCGGCCGUGGGUGGGGCGGGUGUCGUGUCCAAAUUCAAGAUCCCCUCUCUCCGAGUCGGCUCCCUCGAUUCGCUCCUGGCCCUCAGCGAGGACCUGGGCCGCAAGGACCAGUUCUUCGAAGGCGUAGUGAACAAAAUCGCGCGUCAGCUGCGCGACCUCUACACCGACCCUGAGACUGGCAACAACGAGGGUCCUGGCGCGGGCGAGAGGAUUCUUGCCGUUAACAACAUUGGUCUGGAUUCCUACCUUUCGACGUUUGAGUGGGAUGAGGCUAAGUACAAGCUCACCAGCCCGCUCAAGGACGUCAUCGACGCCGUCUCCACCACCAUGACCAAGAUCGACGAGGAGCUCAGGACCAAGUCCGCCUCCUUCCAGUCUGUCACCCAGGCCAUCGCCGCCGAGAAGAAGAAGGCCACUGGUAACUUGAUGGUGCGCGAUCUGUCCGAUCUGAUCAAGCCCGAAGAUGCCAUCGACACCGACUACCUCACCACGCUUUUCGUCGUCGUCAACAAGGCCGGCGCCAAGGAGUGGCUCGAUGAGUACGAGACCAUUGUCAGCGACGUCGUCCCGCGCUCUUCCGAUCUCCUCUACUCUGACAGCGAGUUCAACCUCUACAACGUCAUCCUUUUCAAGAAGAUGGCGGACGACUUCAAGACACAGGCUCGCAAGAAGAAGUGGACCGUGCGUGAAUACAAGUUCGACGCCAAGGCCGUGGAAGCCGGCAAGGAGGACCUCAAGAAGUUCGAAAGCAAGCGUGUCAAGCAGAAGAACAGCUUGAUCAGGUGGUGCAGGCUCAACUUCGCCGAGGCCUUCACCAGCUGGGUGCACCUCAAGGCCAUCCGCACCUUUAUUGAAGCAGUUUUGAGGUUUGGUUUGCCGGCCGAGUACACGUCGGCGGUGAUCGAGCCGGGCAGGAGCUCGGAGAACAAGCUGAGGAAGACGCUCGACAGCCUCUACGCCAAGCUCGGGUCCUCGUACAUCGACGGCGGCGACGAGGUGGACGCCGCCUCGCUCCUGGCCGGCGUGUCGGACAAGUUCUACCCCUACGUGUGGUCCAAGAUGUCCAUCGCCACCAGCGCGCAGUAA